Microdochium trichocladiopsis is the source of this 862-nucleotide messenger RNA. RefSeq lists its product as uncharacterized. The transcript has a single exon. Lineage: Eukaryota; Fungi; Ascomycota; Sordariomycetes; Xylariales; Microdochiaceae. The record is from RefSeq and is a predicted model, not a curated record. The annotation marks the transcript as partial.
GCAUGAAGAAACUGCGUCUCUUGUCUCUCUACCUACGUCUGUCUACUCAGGCUAUCUUUGUCCGUUUCUUCUUUUCGCUGGGCAUGUAUGUCUUGACGAACCAGUGCUCUUGCCUUUUGGUCGCCAGAGUGCUUAAUGGACUUGGGGCGGCGGGAAGUUCAGAUGGACGGGUAUAUCGUCAACGCAACUACGAUUGGCCCCCAUCUUCCGCACGCCGGGACGUUUUUCUUCUCAAUCAAGCAAAGCCAUGCAAUGCAAAUCAUGGCAAGGACACGGCUCGGACUCUGCGGGGCCAAAAUAAAACGCCAAAACCAAUUGACAGUGCUUGUUUUUGUCUCGCUCCCCCAGUCCCCGCUCGCAGUGCCUCGCCUAAACAAAACUGUCCAAAAAAAAGGUGAGCGGUCCCUCUCUUUGUGUGGUUGGACUAUCCGGCUGUCUCUCCGUGACGCUUGAGCGGAUGAGGCUUAAGCAAUAACUCGUUGCCCUGGCCUUAUCAUCGCCCAUCGAACUUUUGCUCGUCGUAUUCGCUGGGGGUGCUUGGAAAAGUCCCCCCCCCCCCUUUUACCAGGCCAGGCCAGGCCAGGCCUACCUGCCGGCCGCCCGCGUCUGCGGACUGGCUUCGAGGUUUCAAUAGUCUCCCGGGCUUUUUGUGAUUUCCGAAGAGCUGCAGGCAUCCCAUCGACUGCUCUGGGGAGAGAGCCUGGGCCUGGAUGUGUGUGCAUACGUGCACGCGGGGGGCGCGCGCGUGGGCGAUACUGGGCAUGGCCGCUCUGCCUCCCAUGGUGAUGGUGAUGAGGUACUGGCUGCUUUCCCCCUUCGCGCGCGCCUGGACCAGUCACUGCAGUAGGCGAGAGAAGAAUGA